Molecule: messenger RNA, 393 nt
Organism: Serpula lacrymans var. lacrymans S7.9
Lineage: Eukaryota; Fungi; Basidiomycota; Agaricomycetes; Boletales; Serpulaceae
Exons: 1
Coding region: 1-393 (130 amino acids)
Source: RefSeq, a predicted model, not a curated record
AUGUCCAACCUAGAAUAUCGAGAUCAGCCAGAGCCAUCCAACAGCACGGACAGUGCAUUUACCAGGGAAAUGAUGGAUUCAUUACCCAGAAUAGACACUCCCCCGCCGAAAGAAGUAUCAUUAGAAGCAUACGUAAAACAAGAAGUAGAAAAAGCGAUCAGAGAAACAAGGCUUCUAUACCAAUCCCAGCUCGACGAGGCGCUCGAAGAAGUGAGCGUCUUAGAAAAAAGACUCAAAAAGAAAGUAUCGCCACCUCCAGAAAAGGUGGAAAGAAGUAGGACGGCAUUGGAGAAACCAGAAAAUUUCUCCGGAGAUAAGAAGAAGUACAGGGCUUUCAGGGAGUCCUUACUUCUGCACUUCGAAGACGAUGCCGUUGUUAUGCACCAAAGUUGA